GAUCACUCACUACCUCAUUGUGUGGAACUACAAUCACAAUGCCGAAGUGUGUAUGCUCAAUCUUUUUCAUCUCAUUGCUUUUCCAAAUCAUUCUUUGUGUGUUGGCCCAAAAGAGCAAGUGUGCCAAUAUAAUUCCAGCGUCAUUCAUAUGGAAGGACGAAGAGCUUAACAAGGACUGCUCUGCGAGAGAAUUAGAAAAUUCAAGCUUGAGGAUCACCCACAUUCAAGGAAAAUGUUCCCCAUUCCGGCUCCCCAAUACAACAUAGUGGAAUGCGAUAAUGGAGUCCAUCAAGGGCGAUGAACAUCGCUACCGAGCACUAAUGAAAAGAAGCAAAACCCCUAUUAGUCCACAAGAAGACGUGGAUGUACCGUUAACGCCCCCCGGGAAGGAUGGUGGAAAUUACAUUGUGAAGCUGGGUUUUGGCAAGCCCAUUCAAAACUUCUACUUGGAAGUGGACACCGGAAGUGACGUCACCUGGAUACCCUGUGUUUCCUGCUCGUCUUGCUUAACUGGCCGUUUCCGCCCAUCAAAAUCUUCAACCUACAAAUAUCUCACCUGCGCUUCAAAGCUUUGUCAAGAUCUGGGUCUCUGUGGAAAUGAUAAAAGUAUUAACUGCACCGCUAGACAGACAUACGGGGAUCAAACAGAGGUUGGUAUGCUGAUGUCAACCGAGACUCUAUCUGUGAGCUCGCAGUACGUGAAGGAGUUUGUUUUUGGAUGCGCAUAUUCUGUCAAGGAACCCUUUGUCCAGACCACGCUCGGUUUAGUUGGCUUUGGGAGAGGUUCUCUUAGCUUUGUUUCAGAGACGGCUGCUUUAUAUGACAGAACGUUCUCUUAUUGCCUUCCUAGCGUUGGGUCCUCUGCAUUCACUGGGUCUCUCAGAUUGGGGAAAGCCGCUCUUUCUGUUCCGGGCUUGAAGUUCACUCCCCUCUUGUCAAAUGCCCAAUUUUCUUCUUACUAUUUUCUAGGGCUCACUGGAAUCUCUGUGGGAAAAGAGCUUGUUUCUAUUCCUACUGGAACGGGGAAAGGGACCUUCAUUGACUCGGGUACUGUUAUUAGUCGGCUCGUGAAGCCCGCUUACAAUGCCAUGCGAGAUUCUUUCCGCCGUCAAAUGUCUAAUCUCACUCUGGCUCCGCCCUCAGAGCCUCUCGAUACGUGCUAUAAGGUUCCUAAAAAAGCUGUGAAGUUUCCUGUGAUUACAUUGCAUUUUGGCCAUAGUUUGCACUGGACUCUGCCUAUGGAGAACACUUUGUUCCCUGGAAAUGCUAGGGGUUCGGUCUUGUGCUUGGCUUUUGCUCUUCCUUUCGAUGACUUUUCCGUAAUUGGGAAUUACCAGCAGCAGAACCUCCGCGUAGUGUAUGAUGUGCCAGGCUCAAGGCUUGGUAUUACUCCAGAAAUUUGUGAUGCUUAGUGCUUGGUUCAAGGCUUGGUAUUACUCCAGAAAUUUGUGAUGCUUAGUGUUUGGUUGUUGGUAUGUUUUAGUAUACGAGUCUUUAAGAAAAGCAUCUUGAUGUAAUUUUGGUAUUGCUUCAAAGAAUUGUGAUGCUUACUGACUGCUUGGUUGUUUGCAUGUUUUAGUAUGCGAGUCUUUGAUAAAAGCAUGUUCAUGCGUUUGCAUGUUUUAGUAUGUGUGUCUUUGAUAAAAGCAUCUUGAUGUAAUUUUGGUAUUGCUUCAGAGAAUUGCAAUGCUUAGUGCUUGGUUGUUUGUCUGUUUUAGUAUGUGAGUCUUUAAUAAAAGCAUCUUGAUGUAACUUUGGUAUUGCUCUAUAGAAUUGUGAUACUUAGUGCUUGGUUGCUUGUAUGUUUUAGUAUGUAUCUUCGAUAAAAGCAUCUUGAUGUAACUUUGGUAUUGCUCCAGAGAAUUGUGAUGCUUAAUGCUUGGUUGCUUGUAUGUUUUAGUAUGCGGACUCUUCAAUAUAAGCAUCCUGAUGUAACUUUGGUAUUACUCCAGAUAAUUGUGAUGCUUAGUGCUUGGUUGUUUGUAUGUUUUAGUUUCUGCCUCUUUGAUAGAAG
This is a messenger RNA of Cryptomeria japonica (Japanese cedar), 2014 nucleotides long. Its product is annotated as aspartyl protease AED3. Bases 279 to 1412 code for a protein of 377 amino acids. The record is from RefSeq and is a predicted model, not a curated record. The transcript has a single exon. Gene Ontology annotation, biological process: proteolysis. NCBI's taxonomy places the organism in Eukaryota, Viridiplantae, Streptophyta, Pinopsida, Cupressales, Cupressaceae. Gene Ontology annotation, molecular function: aspartic-type endopeptidase activity.